Molecule: messenger RNA, 585 nt
Organism: Pochonia chlamydosporia 170
Lineage: Eukaryota; Fungi; Ascomycota; Sordariomycetes; Hypocreales; Clavicipitaceae
Product: PCI domain-containing protein
Exons: 3
Coding region: 1-585 (194 amino acids)
Source: RefSeq, a predicted model, not a curated record
AUGCGUUUCUCUGCAGCUCUCGUCGCCUUGGCUGCUGCCUCGGCUCAGGCCCAAACCAAAUACAACUACACCAGCGAGUUGGACAUGACUAUUGAUCCCAACACUGUUCCCCAGACUGAACGAGCCACUUGGUGCCAGGGUCAGACUAACACUUGUCGACUUCUCUGCAAUGCUGAUGCUGCUGUCAACAGCUGUUCCGAGUCAACCCUCAAGUGGAACUGCACUUGCUCCUCCAACAGCUCGACCCCCGGCAUUCAGUACUACAAGCAGACCAUGCCCUUCUACAUUUGCCAGGCACUCUUCUCGCAAUGCAUCACCACCAACGCCGGCAAUGCCCAGGGUCAGGACGUUUGCAACAACAACAUUAAGCCUCUCUGCGCCAAAAACGAUCCCCCUAAGAGCCCUAUUGGCGACAGCAGCGGCGGCAGCUCCUCGACCACUGAUGCCUCCAAGCCCACUCAGACCGGUGGCAGUAACACUCAGGUGACGACCACCAGCUCCAAAGGUCUUGCUGGUCCUACCAUGGCCCCCGUGGGCAACGGCGUCUUUGUUGCUGCCAUGGGCCUGAUGGCUUACAUGCUCUAG